UUAUACAAAAAGUGACAGCGCAUUGCGCAAAGCGAAGUCAAGUGUGCAUGUUACACGGUUAAACAUGUUAAAAAGUUUUUCUGAAAUUUUAGUUUUAUGUUACACUCGGUGCACAAAUCGUUCAACAAGAACUGAUAUAUUAAACUUUUCUCCGUCUUGAUUAAGUGACAUACUUAGUUUAAAUAAAUAGUGAAUAUAUAUUUUAGCAAUUAUUGUAAGUAAGCUUCGUUCGAAAAACAAAUCUUUCACCAUGCCUAAAGGAAAGAAAAAAGGAAAAUACGAGCACAGAAGAACUGAGCAGCCUUAUUCGUCAGACGAGGAUGCCGGCAUAGAUAUGACCAUAGACAACUGCUCCGAGAUCUCGGGCCAGUCAGACCUCAAGAGCAACCAUGAUGAUGCAGAAAACGAGAUCCAAGAGAAAUUCGAGGAGAAGGUUCUAGAGUUAGUGGAGGCACUGAACGCUCGUUCCAACGCGGCCCGCGCCACUGCGAUGACGUCGCUCCGCGCGGCGCUGCAGCGGCGGGCGCUGGAGGCCGUGCUGAGCGCGCACCGCGCCACGCUGGCCGACCACGUGGCGCGCGCGCUGCGCCGCGGCAAGGACAACGAGAGGAGGGCCGCCGCCGCGCUCGCGCCGCUACUCGCCUUGCAGAUUGGAGAAGAAGGCACAGAGGAGUUCGUGCGUGAGGUGCGACCGGCACUCAUUUCCGCGCUCACAGACCUCUCCGCCUCGCUCGACACACGCACAGAAUGCUGCUCAUCUCUGGCUGUAUUGUGUUACCUGAUGGAGGAGGACCUCACGGAGAUCUUGGAGGUGAUGCGCAUUUACGAGACCAUCUUCAGCGGCAGCUACCUCAAGGGUGACGGCAGUGUCAAAGUAUCGAGCGCCCUGUUGGCGGCGGGCGGGCUGCACGCGGCCGCUCUGGACGGCUGGGCGCUGCUGCUGCCCCUGCUGUCGCCCGCACACGCACUGUCGCUCAUCAAGAACCAACCACCAUCCUUCUCGCGCCUCACUGACCUACUCGAGGCCUGUUCAUUGGAGGUUCGCAUGGCAGCUGGCACAGCUCUGGCUAUCGUUUACGAAACAGUGAUGGACGAUGACGGCGGCGUAGACAAUUCCCUCGCUGCGCAUGUCGAGGAGAUUCUGCCGCGACUGACCGAGCUGGCGCGGGACUCGCACAAGUAUCGAGCCAAGCGGGACCGGAAGGUGCAGAGAGCCACCUUCAGAGAUAUUCUUAAGUAUUUCGAGGAGGGCUCUGCGCCGUGCGUGUCGGUGCGCGUGGGCGCGGAGACGGCGGCGUGGGACACGUGGGGCGGCGGCGCGGCGUACGGCGCACUCGCGCCCGCGCUGGCCGGCGCGCUGCCGCUGCUGGCGCCGCACGACGCGCGCCUGCGCGCCGCGCUCGCGCUGCCCGACCACGCGCCGCAGCUGGCCGGGCCCAGGGCCAAGCUCAACAAGCUGCAGCGGCAUUUACAAAACAACGCAGCAUGCAAGGCCCGCACGCUAGCCCGCAACAAGAACAGAGACAAGCGCUCGGCCGCUCUCGCCAUGUGAGCCCCCCCCCCCACACCUCUGCACGGUUCCGCUACAAAAACAUGUCUCGGUUUACUUUAGAACUUAGUUUAACGCUAGCAUCGUCGACGAGACGCCUUACGUAGUGUGUCGCCACUCGCGCCCGCGGGUCAGGCUAGUUAUAGGUUAGAUAGGCUAGUGUUAGAACCAAAGAAAUUCAUAUUAUUUUGGAUAAAACAAAAACGUUGGAACCGUCUAUUUUUGAGGCAUAUUGUUUGUCGCUCGAUCAUUUCUCGCAACGCUGCACUAACAGAUCUCUACGAAGUUCGUUCAUUCCUUUUGCGAAGUUGAUGUAUUUUAAAAUUGAUAUUAUUGCGAUCGAUUUCAUAUCAUUUUAUAUAGAACAUUAUAUUCUUACUCCAUAUCUUGGUGAUUGGGCUCACGCUUCUUUAUAUUCCAAAUGGACUUAGUUGCGGCCGACACCUUAAAUGUUAUGAUUUUUAGUGAAAUAUUUUACUAUAAUUAUACUUAUGUUAUUUUAUUGAUAUUUUUGUAUUAAAAUUGACAGUUUUGUGUGUUAAUAGAUUACAUAAUGUUAGAUUUACUUCAUUGCAUUGUUUCUUUUACUUGCCAUGGAUUUACGAACGAGUAAACCAAGGUUUUGGAGUAAGGUCGUUUUAUUUUAACGGUUGAUAAAAUUAAUAUUUUCUAUGACUUGUACUGUUCAUAUAUCUUAUGUAUAUGUGAUACGUAUGUGUGUCCUAGUGAGGAUGAGUGCAUCGCAGUGCAAUUCAUAUGUUUAUAUAUAAAGUUUCUCUGUAAAUAUUAUUUUAAUUAGGAUUCGUCGUUCCGGAUGCCUCGACUUUGUACAUAAAUAGGUUAUACGGAAUGUUGAAAUAAUAUUUAUUAUGAGAACCAA
Trichoplusia ni (cabbage looper) is the source of this 2429-nucleotide messenger RNA. RefSeq names its product interferon-related developmental regulator 1 (gene Ifrd1). The transcript is spliced from 9 exons. NCBI's taxonomy places the organism in Eukaryota, Metazoa, Arthropoda, Insecta, Lepidoptera, Noctuidae. The record is from RefSeq and is a predicted model, not a curated record. The coding region runs from base 251 to 1552 and encodes 433 amino acids.